Molecule: messenger RNA, 4672 nt
Organism: Dreissena polymorpha
Lineage: Eukaryota; Metazoa; Mollusca; Bivalvia; Myida; Dreissenidae
Source: RefSeq, a predicted model, not a curated record
GGCGUAGCUACUUCCUGUUUGGUUGUUCUAAGGCUCGUUUUAGCUGAACAGUUCUGUUUUCCAUGUUUAUUUUGUUUUAACAACACGAAAGUUGAAUGUAAGACUCUCAGGCAUAAGCAGCAAUGUCAGACCAGAGUGUCAAGGGAAGCAACGGCAGUGCCCGGUCCUCCGAUGCUGAACCCUCGCCAAGAAAAAAUUCACCAUCAGACUCGGAUGGCGAGACAAAGAUACGAACAGAUUCAGAGGAACACGAGAAAUCAUCUCAUACGGAUGCCUCCAUUGGGGGUUCGGGAAUAAUUGAGACGUCUGCUGAUCAGGCAGAAUCAGGCUCCAUGGAACGAGACGCUUUCCCUACACGACCCAAGAGCGGUGGAGUAGGAGAAGAAAAGAUCGAAGUGAAAACAAAGAAGAAACUGAAACCCUCAGAGCUUGAUCCAAAUGGUCACCAAGUUACGUUUACUGUAACAAUUUCUGUAGCCGUUCCAACAGUGGAGGACGAACCUGUUCCAAUUGAAGAUGAGGACCAGCCAAACAUCAAUGACCUGGUCAAGAAGAAGAAGCGGGUGUUUGAAGUCCCGCGCGCUCUCAACUACUACCACUUUGAGUACUAUCUGGUACCCGGCACAGACGAGCUCGUGAAGACAGACGUGGUAAUGUAUGGGCUGGGAGCCAAGGUGCACAUGGAGAGGGAGGCAGUCAUCAAGAAGACAUGGCAGGACGGGGACAUCACGUGGUUCGCCUGGACCCAGAAACACAAGUUGUACAUCACGAAGGAUGUGCUACUGAAGCUGUACAACCACACGUUGGAGCUGCGUAUCUGGGACACCAAGGACAAGGUGCAAACCCGGGUUAAAUUUGAGCGACCGAGACUCUUCAAACUUCCCGCUCUAAAACAAGGGGAGGAGAUAGAGGACCUGGGGGGUGUGCGGGCCACGGUGCUCAAGCAGUGCCAGCAUUUCACUGACAUGCAGCCCAAGAAAGACCGCCAGAUACGACCCCUGCCCAAAGAUGUCACCUACCAGAAACCAGACCCACCAGGACUCAAGAAAAGAGAGGCAACCCCUGCUGCUGAUAAGCCUGGAUCUCGUGCCAGCGGUGACAAGUCAGGAGGGGGCCAGCCAGGCUCCCCCACCCCUCACACCCUGGUGGCUGUUCCACGCAGGGAUGAAGACAUGGACGGCAGGUCGUCCUUCAGUCGUCUGGGUCGGCUGGCGGACUAUGACGAGGAUCCCCCCUUGGGCGGUCAUGAGUCAAGGACCAGCAAAGUUAGCAGUAAGAAGUCCCGUACCGUGUCCCGGACUGUGUCCCAGACCUCCAAGUCCCGCACGGAUAUGGCGACAACACCCACCACCUCCAAGGCAAGACAAGGGUCCAAGUCUGCAGGAUCCUCAGGUUCCAGUAAGGCCAUCCAGGCAUCCAAUCAGGGCUCAAACGUGCCGCGCCCUAGGCGUAAUAGACGUGCCGAGCUGGCGGCCCAGAUGGCUGCCGAGAACAUUAAGAAGUAUGGCAUCAGUAUGAUACCCAUACGAAUGGCUGUAUUAUUCUCAGGCAUGAGCAGUGUGACCAAUCGUUUGGAGAGCCCUGUCCCGGGCCUGGAGGACAUGUUCAUCACCCUGACCCUCAACAAGCCCCUGCUGAACGAGUCCCAGCGUGCCGAACUCAACCCCAUGAUCAUCAAGAUACAGGCCGCCAACAAUAUGCCUAGUACGCCUCUGUCACAUGACGCGCUAAAGAACAAGUGCCUGUCCCCUUACUGCAGGUAUUCCUUCUUCAACCUGCAGUCCCACACCACGCUGAAGAGGCCCCAUGCCCCCAACGUGUACUGGGAUGAUGUCAACGUCAUACUCGCAGGUACAUUUGAGAAGUCCGAGUUUCGGCAGUACCUGAUGGGUCCACCACUGGAGAUUGAGGUUCACGAUCGCGACCGCAAGCCUGAGGAGGUCAAACUGAGGCCGACCCUGUUUGGGGACGACCUUGAGGACGAGAAGAUCAGCAACGUUGGAACUGUUGCUAGUCGGCGAACACUUCACAAUCCGUUCAAGGACAAGUCCAAGAUCUGGGACCCAUACGGCGUGGCCAAGGUUGACCUCUCUGACCUUCUGCUGGGUCAUCGCUACCUCCACCUGAAGAUUCCCGUACACAACUGCCCCCCGCCUGACCUUCUGGGCCUGGGCGACAGCCGCAUGGGCGGCAAGAUGGUCGGCAUAGCAGGGGCCGUCGACGGACCAGUGGACGGUCCCCUGGCCACUGGUCACUACAUGUCCAGUCACACCAUGCUCAAGGUCAAGGUCGAGUUGGCUCAGCCCCUGGUGACCCCUGAGGAGGUUGCUGCUAAGAGACACAUUGCUACCACAGAGGAGUGCCCAUUCUCGCGUAUCGUGUUCCGGUUUGACUACAAGAACACGACUAUGCUGAGCCAGCUUCAGAACCUGAUCACAAAGAUCAACGCCCGCGCCCUUGAGCUUGAUGACAUGCCUCAACACGUGGUGGAUGCAGCGCUGUCCACUUACAAACUCUCUGGGAUGCAGCAGCAGAGUCGUACCCUGGACAUCCUGACCGGGUUCCAGGUCCUGGACGGACACAUGCACAUGUUUGUACUGGAGGGGCUGAGAGAGGGGGCAGUGAACGAGGUGUGGACCAACCUGCCCCAGCCAGAAAACUCUGAUGUGACCGUGCUCUACCACAGCAACCUGAGCUUUAGUGAGCGGCUGUACGGCCCCCUGGACGUGGACCUGUGUAGAGUGAAGCUACACGAGCCCCUCCACAUGAUAGUCCAGCAGCCACUCUUGUAUGUCAGGGACAUGGUGCCCAAGCCUUGCUUUGAGGCUCUUACCAGGCUUCACGAGAUGUCUAAGACUCGUAACAUCCGAGACGCGGUUCGUAAUGAGCUGUUCCCCACAGCAGACAUGGUGGUGUCCAUGAGCAAGGAGUUUGGUGUGCCCUUCACAACGGAGGACUUUGAAGAGUUGCAAGUAAAGGAGGAGAAAUCGUUCAAUGCCGAAGCAGAGACUGGUACCCAGGAGCACUCGUUUGUGCGCGAGUCCAGUCGCAUGUGGGAACCAAUGGACAAUCAGAACUUCUCCUACAUGGAACGACUGACUGACAGGGAGAAACAGGGGGCAGCUAGGGACUUCAUUAGGGAGCACAAGGAGCAGCUGCGGAGAAUCAGUGAGCUGAACAGUCAAGAGAAGGGGCUCCGCAAGCCGCUCACUGUCCGGGCGGACGUGGAGGUGGCACACAACUAUAGCAGUCAGGCCCUCAACUCGACAGAGAUUGCACGAGAGAAACUCCGGCAGAUGCUGGCUAAGGAUCCUGACACCCGGUUCACAUACUGCCAGGACUAUCUGCACUCCAUGACGGUGGUGCCUGUGAAUGUGGAGGCGCUGCGCCGCCAUCAGGAGGAGGAGUCGCGCGCACGUUGGAAGACUCAGGACGGCUUUGUGUACCCUGGGAUGAGGUCCACCUUGGAGGCCAAUGAGCACCCCAAGAGACCCCACCCUGCACGGGUAGACGAGCUAACAGAGCAAUGGCGUGAGAACAUGUUACACGUUGGUCUGCUCCAAGCACCUCUCGACCGUGACCACUUCACAUGGGAACUGCGAGACCGCGACCUUGAACUCUACAAGAAGCCGGAGGUCAACUUCGGUGUCCCAGAACAAACCACCAUACACCUGGCGGGCGAGAAACUGCGACAGGAGAAGCUUGCAGCUAAAUCUCUUGAUGAACAGGAAUGGAUGUCCAAGGUGAUUGUGGCGGACACGAGACAGUACUUCCAUAGAUGCCUGACAGAGACAGAGCUGCGCAGUGACGGGCGCAAGGCCAGUAACCAGCUGUCUCGGCUUCAAGGCCUGCUCAAGGAUCCGCCCCAGAAGCUCACCCUGCGGCGCUCGGGCCUGUCCCUGAGGAACAUCCCUCCCCUCAACGUGGUGCUCAACCCUGGGGUGGACACAGAUGCACGGGCAGCGGGGAUUGUACCCCAGCCGGCUGUGGAGGGAGAGGGGGAGGAGAGGAACAGGGGCUUUAAGCCUGGCCCCUUCCUGGAACACGGCUGGCACCUUGAGAGGAACAAGAUCCCCGCCAUGGACUAUGAACAUGAGAAGUUCAACAGGAUGAAGGGAGGAGACUUCAAUGUAUAUUACAAAAGCAGACAGAAAAUGUGGCGACGUCCGAUAAUAGAACUCACAGAGGAAGAACGGGACAACCAUUUAUUCAGACUUCCAGACGACCCAAAACGUUACCCGGUUUUACCAGAGCUCGGAACUCGAUCUCUGACUCAGCCUCAAAUGACCACUGUUACUGCCGAGCCUGCGCGAACAGAAAAGCCAUCCCAGCUGACAGUUCCUAGCUCCUUCAAUGACCCCACCCUUUGUAUGACCUCUGAACCGAAGGGGCUGAUAAGCAACCAGGUCACCAACAUGGGGCCAUCUUUGUUGACUCCACAGAGAACACUACAACCAGUCAGUUAAUCUUGGAACUUUAGGUUUCUGAACAAAAUUAACAUUGAUAAAUGCCGGGUUACAACCCGUUAGUUAAUCUUGGAAUUUUAGGUGUCCUUCAAUAUGAACACUGAUAAAUGCCGGAUUAUAUUUGAAAAUUUAUAGACAAAGAUCAAGUCUGUAUUAUUAUCUUUAAGUAAAUCUGCUCUUUUUGAAAUAAAUAAAAUUAAAAUUUA